Dermacentor albipictus is the source of this 1504-nucleotide messenger RNA. RefSeq lists its product as uncharacterized. The record is from RefSeq and is a predicted model, not a curated record. NCBI's taxonomy places the organism in Eukaryota, Metazoa, Arthropoda, Arachnida, Ixodida, Ixodidae.
CGUAAUCAUCAUCACGGCUGCCACUUCGCACGGCGCACCGCUGGUGCUGCAAGGUCUGCGGCUUCCGACGCAUGGAGACGCGAGCCUUUCCCGCUGCGCGCCGCCAGCUGUGCAACGGCCUCGGUGCGCAGAACCAGCGGGCCUCACUGCUGGCGCCAUAGGCGCCAUGUCAUACCCCGUGCGGCUGCAGUGCGCCCAGCCGCCGUGGACCGCAACGACGAAAACGGAAGCGCCUCAAGGAACGGCAAGGCAGGACAAGUACAGUCGAGACAAGCGGACUGCGUCCGCACGAGCACCGCGUCGGCACUCGAAGUCUCGGCGCAACCCAAAUCGGCGCAGCUCUCCGUCACGGUCACCGACGCGGCCUACUGGCUACAAGUUUCAGAAAGAUCGCAGCCACGGGGGCACACGACGGAAGACGAGCGGGUCGCCGUCCGCGAAGUGGCCAAAAGCUUUCGCGCGGAAAAGUGAGGUGUCCGCUUCGCCGAGGAGCCGGAAGCGUAGAACCGAUGCCUCGCCUCCUGGGCACUACAUCCUGCAGGACUCCGGUCCUGCGCAUCAGAGGCGCAGCUCCACUUCUCCGCCCUGGCUCCUUCCGACCGAGAGGACCGCUCCGCUCGUCGGUCCUCCGCUGCAGCCGCCGCAGCUGCCAUGUGCGCCGGCUACUACGUACGUCCCGUGCCACAAUCGAAAGUGCGAGAUGUUUCCCAAGUUUUCCGAAAUUCCGUGGGGCUCCAACUCGGUUCCGACGCACCGGCUUCCUACCCAUGAAUACAAAACUUUCCCGCCUCUUCCUGAACAAGCAGGACACCUGCCCCCGCCCCUGCAUGAAAGUACUAUGCCGCAAAUGAGCUACGCAGGUGACCAUCCGCCAGCACAUCCGUCGCCGUAUGGGACAGGGUACGGAUACAACGUAAGUGGGCAGCCUUUGGAGCCAGGUUACGGUCACUUUACUUCGCAAGGUCAGGCUGUUUAUCCGCCUGGUUCAGUGCCAAACGGGAUUCUACGCCAUUACGUUUCUCGAGCCAACGACGGCAGCCGCAGGUGGGAAAGCAAUUCGCUCGCUACAGCCAAGAGGAACCCGAGUACUUUAAGCGCGAGCACCACCACAAGCGAUAUGUCCAGCGAGGCGGGUAAGUCGAAGAAGCCGACGGACAACACCAGGCUCGCCAUGUGCAUCGGAUGCGCCGGUUUGCUGGCCUUCCUCACACUGUACGCUUUACUCAACGUCGCCGUGGGUGGUCGUCCCUCUGCUAACGACGGCGGACACCCGAUGACGGUUCGAGCGGAGGACGAGCUCGUCGUCGGAGCGUUGCACAGCUUUGACCCCAACCGACAGGAGGCACCGCAUUCACGGGCGAUGAACGCUGCGUCAGCAGGCAAUGCCGUGGUGUCACGGCAUUCGAAAUUGCGCGCGGAGACAGAAAAUUCCGGCAACAAACGUUAUACAGGUUGAAAAUAGUGGUCGUUUAGGUCAAGGUGUGCCAUAAAGUACGGAAGUGUA